AUGUCGGAAGCUCCUAUUGUCCUCGACGGCGGAACGGGUUUCCUCAAAGUCGGUUACGCCGCCCAAAACUUUCCCGAAUUCCAAUAUCCUUCCAUUGUCGGCCGACCGAUCCUUCGAACCGAGGAAAAGGGCAGCGACAAUGACGUAGUAAUAAAGGACAUCAUGUGUGGCGACGAGGCCGCCGCGGCCAGAACCAUGCUCCAGAUCAGCUACCCAAUGGAGAAUGGAAUUGUCAAGAAGUGGGAUGACAUGCAACAUCUCUGGGACUACACCUUUUUCGAAAAGAUGAAGGUUGACCCUACUGGGCGCAAGAUUCUCCUGACCGAGCCGCCCAUGAAUCCACUCAAGAACAGGGAGCAAAUGUGUGAGGUCAUGUUUGAUCGCUACGGAUUUGGCGGCGUUUACGUAGCUAUCCAGGCCGUGCUGGCUCUGUAUGCGCAGGGUCUGAGCUCGGGAGUGGUUGUCGACUCUGGUGACGGUGUCACGCACAUUGUGCCCGUCUACGAGUCCGUGGUGCUCAACCACUUGACGCGACGCCUGGAUGUUGCUGGUCGCGAUGUCACGCGCAACCUGAUUGCACUGCUCCUGCGACGCGGCUACGCCCUGAACCGAACUGCCGAUUUUGAGACGGUGCGACAAAUCAAGGAGAAGCUCUGCUACGUCUCCUACGAUCUCGAGCUGGACAAGCGUCUUAGUGAAGACACGACCGUCUUGGUUGAGAGCUACACGUUGCCCGACGGACGUGUCAUUCGUGUUGGCAGCGAGCGUUUCGAAGCCCCUGAAUGUCUCUUUCAACCGCAUCUUGUUGAUUGUGAACAGCCUGGCAUGGCCGAAUUUCUGUUCAACACUAUCCAAGCAGCGGAUGUUGACGUUCGGUCCUCGCUUUUCAAGGCUAUUGUUCUCUCUGGCGGCAGUAGCAUGUAUCCCGGAUUGCCAAGCAGAUUAGAAAAGGAGUUGAAACAGCUGUGGCUCACACGUGUCCUGGGAGGCAACCCCGAGCGUCUCAACAAGUUCAAGGUCAGGAUAGAGGAUCCCCCAAGAAGAAGACACAUGGUUUUCUUGGGUGGUGCAGUUUUGGCAAACAUCAUGGCCGACAAGGAGAGCAUGUGGAUCACCAAGCAGGAGUGGGAGGAACAGGGUACCAGGGUGCUGGAGAAGUUGGGACCACGAUAG
Messenger RNA from Pestalotiopsis fici W106-1, 1173 nucleotides. RefSeq names its product Actin-related protein 2. Bases 1 to 1173 code for a protein of 390 amino acids. Gene Ontology annotation, molecular function: actin filament binding. The record is from RefSeq and is a predicted model, not a curated record. Gene Ontology annotation, cellular component: Arp2/3 protein complex; actin cortical patch. The transcript has 3 exons. Gene Ontology annotation, biological process: Arp2/3 complex-mediated actin nucleation. Lineage: Eukaryota; Fungi; Ascomycota; Sordariomycetes; Amphisphaeriales; Sporocadaceae.